UAUAGCAGACCGUUACACUUCAACCAACAGGAAAGCAGAGCUUUCUCUGAAAGAUUGUUGAAGUUCUAACUUACUAUGCCUCACAGGAUAGCCGAGCUUUCUAGCAAGAGCAUAUAAGUGGAGACUAUGAACGCACAUCCGCCGCAUACAGCGGACCGUUACAAUAGCACAAGAAAACUGAAGAGUAUAAAGUUACGUUUAUUUCUGUAAUUUGGCAUCUUUCGUGAGAUUAAUCUACAGCAGCAUACGGUUUGAAUGGAAUGUACGUCUGAUAUUCUAUUAAUAGAAAGGGAGAUUGAAACUAGCAGAUAGAAAGGAAACUGGGGACUCGAAGGGAAAAGGGACGAAGUUGUAUUGAAAUAUCAGAGAAGGAAUGUGUUUUGUUUAAGAAAUUGUGUGAUUUAUUUGGUAUUUAAGUUAGAUUAGUGUGAUAUAUUGAUGUGAAGUGUUCGGAGGAAAUGUAGGAUUUAUUGCUAUGAGAAUAUAUAAUGGCAGAAAGUCUUACAUCAAGUAGUUCAUCCAGUAGCAUUUUAUCAAAUACAAAUUCAAACCUUAGUUCAAGAGACCUAGAGUCCAUUCCCUGUGGUGAACAAAGUACUGGAACAAAUCAAGCUGUGACACAUUUUAUCCCAAAUCCACGUGUUCCAAAUAUUUACUCUCAAAAAAAUCAACCAGCAGUAUCUGCAUCAGGUGUUUCUAUUUAUAAAGGCAGGAACCAGGAGGUAUCAAGACACACAAGCACUCCUCCAGUUGUGUCAGCACAGACUUCAUCUAUACCAGCUCCGACAUCUAUACAAAGAACAAGUCGACCCAUUAUUGUACCAACCUUUAUAGAUAAUCCCCAACCAAACGUCACCAUUCAUUCGGAAGAAGAAGAACCCCCUGAGGAUAUUGCCCCGGAUCCUCGCGAUUUUUACUCACAGUUUUACCGGGAGGAUGAUCGAUUAAAAACAUAUUAUGACUGGCCAGCAAAUGCAGCUGUAACAAAACAAGAAUUAGCCAAGAAUGGCUUCAUAUAUCAGCAUACUGCCGACAGAGUGCAGUGUGUAUUCUGUAGAGCAUGUUUGUCAAACUGGGAGCGGGGUGAUGUUGUAGAGAAUGAACACAGGAAGCAUUGUCCUGAAUGUCCAUUUGCAUUCGGGUAUGAUACUCGGAAUGUACCCAUUGUAAGACGUUCGACCCAGAAUGAGAACAGAAGGCCAGGUGGCACUGGUUCUCAUGUGCAGCGCCAUGUUGCCGAAUCAAUAUCUAGACCGUCGGACCGAACCCAACCAAUUACCUAUAAUACGACAGUGAAGGUUCCAGUGACAACAGAUGACGUUGCUCGUCUGGCAAAUCGCUUUGAUUCUCAUAGAAUUCGAGAAUCUCCCACUCCAGCAGGUGCCUUUGCCUUUUCUGGUCCUCAGUCUAGGCCAGUCGACCAAAGUGUGGCCAAUUCCCCUUCCAGUCUAUUGGGAUCAGGAGGGGUGAUUACAGAGCCCAAGUACCGUGAAUGGGAAAAUGAAAGCACAAGACUGAUGUCUUUCCGUGGUUGGCCGGCACAGAUGUCACAAAUUCCAAGACAGCUAGUUGAUGCAGGGCUGCUCUAUAUGGGUGAGGGUGACCGUUGCAAGUGUUACUGGUGCGGGGGAGAGCUGUAUGACUGGGAACCAGAGGAUAAUCCCUGGGUAGAGCAUGCCAAGUGGUUCCCGCAAUGUGGCUACGUACACAACAAGAAGGGUGUCGCCUUCAUCAACACAAUCAGAGGGGAACAGACUGGUGAGGUAGUGUCUGGUAAUGACAAUCUGCUGCAGAACCCACAUGUGUUGGCCGUGCUGCACCAGGGAUACACCCCCGAGCAGGUUGAGGAGGUCUACCGAAGACAUGGUGAGAAUGUGCUGGUGAAUGCCCUCAAGCUGAUAGAAGCCAUAAAGCGGACCAGGUAUGAGAGAGAGCAGGCCCUGCAGAACACCAACAGGCAGGACAACAAUUCCAUCAUCAGCAGCAGCAGCAGUCUACCUGAGCCAAGUGUUAUGAUGUCAGAGAGCCAUGGUGUCGUUGCCCAGGCUUCAGAAGAUGUGGAGAUGGGAGAAAUUGAGGAAAACCCACCCAGCUCUGAGAAUAGGAUGCUGCACAACAGGAGUCUGAAUUCGAUUGUUCGACCUGAAAGUUCUUGCUCUAGUGGAUCUCUUGAGUUAGAAUCUGUGUUGGAAGAAAACAAGAAGUUAAAGGACCAACAGCUGUGCAAAAUAUGUAUGGACAAGGAGGUAUGCAUCACGUUUCUGCCGUGCGGACAUCUGGCCACAUGCCUAGACUGUUCCACCUCCCUGCACGAGUGCCCAAUGUGCCGCAGGAAAAUUGAGGACAAAGUCCGCACGUACUGGUCGUAAAACUUGUUAACCUUUCCAAAAAGCUGGGAAGCUGGUUUUUACAGUGUUGCGCUUGCACAUUAAACCAGAAAACACGGUCACUGGGUGGAAUGGUGUAGUGGUAUAGGUGUCACCCAUGGGUUUCUGAGCUUGAGCCCUACCAGUUGAACUUCCUCUUAGCCUCUGUAAAGGGAUACCAGUACUGCCAUGCGUUCAGUAAAUGUGUUUGCAGCAAACGUUUGCUGUUGGGUUCUCCGCUUGCAGUGAAUGGGCUGCAUUGCAACAGGCAUACAAAACCAAACAGUCUGAUAAUGUUUGGUUAACGCUAGCCCUACUGAAUGCAUUGCUGAUGUCAGGCCAAAACCAGAGCAUGAUACAAUCAGCUUAUUGCUUGCUCCUGUUGUAGCGUUGCCUUUGACCUAAUUUAGAUGGUGUAGUGGUAAAGUUGUAUCAAAGGGGUCCCAGGUUUAACCAUUAGUAGCUAUAAGUUGUCCUGGCCUGUACUUAGGUACGAGCUCUAGAUUUAGUAAAUAGGAAACACUUUAUUUUGAUAUCAGUUAACCUUAUCAAAAUGUAAGUUAACCUUAUCAAAAUCAUAGUCAUAGCCCUUAAUUUAAAUAUUCAUUUUUACUAGGGAUGGCAACGAGUAGUAAAAUUAAUACUCGAGUACUCGGACAAUCGUUCGAUCGAGUACUCGGGUACUCGAUUACUCGGAAAAAUUGAUUGUGUUGCAAAGACAAGAUUGUGUAUACAUGUAUCGUUCAUGGCGUAUAUUGUGCAUUGGUCGUAUUAUUGGUCAUUUUCACCUUUAAAGUAAACUUUCAUUACGUAUUUUAACAAAAAAUGAUAUAAAAAGAAAACACAUGUUGUUUCAGGCUUUUAAUUUGUCUUAUUCGUUUCAUUUUAUACAAGUUUGCACUGCAGAAAUGAACAACAAUCAGCAAUACAAUGAACGAAAAUUAAUAGCAUACAUAAAAAUAGUGAACGAAAUUCAAUACGAAGUUCAGUUGUUCAGUUGUUUACUCUACAACUUAAUUUUUUUUAAAUUAUAGUUUUUCGUACUGUGUAAUUGUUGUUUACAUCAUUAAUAUUCAUAAUUCUUGAUUUAAAAUAUCAACCAAUCAAUUGUGAUAAUCAUUGCAAAAAUAGUUAAAAUACGCCCAUUAAGAAAUCAAUUCUCAAUACUCUUUCGCUCGUUAGCGUCCAUUGUUUGGUGAACAAUAGAAUUGUGUAGGUGAAAGUACCGCUAUCAAAACUUCGCUAAUUGACAUCAGUGCUAAUUUGAAAUAGGGGUCCUUUGUUCACAGUUUACAACUAUCACAACAACUGUCAACCAUUUGAUUGAGGUCAAUUGUGUACAAAGCGGGGAUUAGAGGGACCGUAAAUUGUCCUCUUGGCAACUAACCAGAUCUGAUAUUUUGUCUGUAAAUUGUGUAUUUGGUGAUUUUUUAUAGAUUUUUUUUUUUUCCGAGUACUCGAGUAGUGAUUUGGUACUAGAGUACUCGGACGUUCGAUCGAGUACUUAAAUACUCGGGUACUCGUUGCCAUCCCUAAUUUUUAAACAUGUAUUGCAAAUGCCACAAAUUUGUUAGAUUUAUUGCAAGACCUCAUAGAUUUACUAAUUAUGUAGAUUUUUCUGGAUAAUCAUGUGAGUACUACAAAUUUACAUUGUUUCAUCAUUACCCAGGACUAAGUACUUAUGCAUGGUUUAUAUUAGGAGUACAAAUAAGUCGUUUUUAAGGGGCAGUCACACAAGAGGAACUGUUUUUCUAAAUGAAAACCUACUGAGACAUUUAAACACAUAAAACAAGUCUGACAAAAACAAUUUUCAGAUAAGUUCAGACUGUGAAGGGUUAGGCUUUUCUUUAUGACUGUGAUGAAUAAACAAUUGAUAUCAGAUGAUACGAUGAUUGUUAUGAAAGUCCCUGUGUAUUAUUUACCAUCAAGUACUUAUAGAUAUCACAGCACAAAUCAGCAUAUUUACCCCUUAAUACAUAUUAAAGUUGGUCAGAAUGAGGUCAUAAACAUUGUUUUUGUUGACCAAAAUUAUGUGCGAAAGUACUUUGACUGUCGUUAGUUUAUAACUGUGCCUUAUAAAGUUACCAUCAAUUAAAUAAUCAAUUUAAGAUGCUAACAUUUUAAUUAAAGUUAAUAUUAAAACAAGUUUUAAAUGUGCUUUUUUACAAAACCCAUAUCUAAAGUAUUAAAACUAGCUUUUUUUUUAUCUUAAUUGUUAUCUUCCUUGUAAGUUUCAGUCAGUUUCAGUUUCACAUACAAGAUAAAGAUUUUAAGGGAUGAUUGUAUGUAUGCUUUCAUGUUCUUAGCCUUUAUUGAUUACUUGUAGUUAUUUUUAACCAUGUUUAUUUAUUUUUAUCCUGUUUCUGAUGUAAACAGAGGAAAUAUCUUGAGUUUAUAAAAUCCAGAGUCAGUGAUAUAAAUUGCAUGUUGAAUAUUUUUGUAUCAGGUGUAUGGUAAUAAUGUGUUUUAUGGAAAACCAAUGAUGUAUAGAGUUGUUUUUGAAUUCAAUACUUACACUUGUUGACAAUUGGGUAUUUACACUUGAAAAUAUUAAUGUUUCAUAUAAUAUAAAAAUAUUUGAAGUACAUGUGUAAUCAAUAGCAACUCGAAGUGAAAUGAUGAUUGGAUAGAUAUAAACAUAUCCUGACACUACUCAACAAUUAUUUAUCAUGUAUAAAUUUGUAGCAAUUAAUAUGAUGUUGUGAUUGUUGCUUUUACUAAUUGUUCAUCUGUAAACUAGAAUUCCACAAAAUUGGUAGUGUCAUCUUUCAGCUGAGCACCCAAUGUUGUCAAACCAAAUUUAUUACCAAUCUGAAUGCCACAACCUUGACCUAGAAAUCAAAAAGGUCAUCUACUGGUCAUGGUCAGGAAUAUUAAUGUUUGAGAAUCUGAGGGUCACGAGUUCUGGAUAUAUAGCUUUUUUUUUAGAAGGUCACAAUGACCUUGACCCCAAAAUAAGUCAGAUGAUCUAAUCACCAUGGCAGUAUGCAUUUUAAGUUUGACGGCUCAAACCAUCUUUCACAAGUUAUUGAUUGGAAACUGUUUAUCUAGUAUAUUUCACCAUGACAUACUGGCCCAGUGUUUGCUUAGCUCAUUUUUUUGACACUUAAAUGCUCAUUAACUGCUUAAAUUAUUCAUACAUAUUUUGAUGUAGAAUACAGUCGAAACUCGUUGGCUCGAUAUCUCAUGGCUCGAUAUCCUCGUUGGCUCGAACCAAAUUAAAAGGACCGAUUUUUAUUUACUCUUUGUUCAUAUAAAUUUUGAUCGGAUGGCUCGAUAUCUUGAGGGUCGAUAUUUCUCCAAGCGCGAAGUCGUUUUCGCGGUCCAAAACAAGAAUUUCACACUUUGAUUUGUUUGCUUGGGUCGAUGACAUUUUCGCGAGUUCAGUUAAGAAUCUCACAACUUGAUUUGUUUGAUUGGCUUCAUUUAGCACAAGGCGCUAAUCGAUUAAAAUUGCUUGACUGGUAUUAUAAUUAUUAUCGAAUUUAAAUGGUUUAACAGUUAUUGUUAUCCAUCCCUAAAUUACUAUGCAUUUUGAUUUAACUUUUAAGCUAUGUUUGUGUUACCCACUGUUUACAAUUGCUUGUUUUCGCAUAAAUGUAUUUUUAUUAUUAAUAAAAUGAUAUUUUCUAAUAAUCGAAUAAGUCAUAUUACGAAAUUUAGGGUGCGUAACUAUGCCCAAUAAAUACUCUUCCUUCUCUUGCGGAGAUAGCGUAGCCAAUAACAAACGAGGUAAAUAAGACUUUAUGUAACAAAUGAAAAAAUAACAUUCUUGGCUCGAUAUUCUCGAGGCUCGAAGUACUUUGGCCGGUCCCUAGAAUAUCGAGCCAUCGAGUUUCGACUGUAUACAGAUUUAAUAUAUGGAAAUUUGUGUUUAGUGAAAUAAAAACCACAUGAACAUUUUCAAAAAGGUAGCAAUUAUAUAUAUUAUCAAGCUAGAUUCCAAAGCGAGGAUACUUCCCUUUUAUUGCCUUUUAGGUAUAGCUAAGAAAUAAAAAAGUGCCAUUAAAGAUGAAAACUAUCUGAUGGUAUGUAUAUACAGAUCUGCUCUGAGGUUUGUCCUGUUAUUUUUUUAAAGCUUACAAUAUAGUUAAAAUAUUACAUUUCCGCUCAAACUACAAUAAAUUACUUCCUCCUUUUCAUUGUGUUUCAAAGUUGUUUGUAAUGACUGAUGUAUUAUUGUGUUAACUAUUUAUUUAUCAUGUGCAAUAAACAUAUUCUAUUAAGUUCUUGUGUGAUUUUAUGAGUGAGGCCACAUUUUAUUCUAGUAUAGCACAAGGGUAGAAUUGCUGGUGGGGUUGUUGCAGUUAUUUCAGAUUCCAAUGAAUUUGAUGUAUGUAAUCAAAUUAUGGUUGACUGAUUUGGUUUUUGUAUUCAAGUGUAGUGGUAUAGUGUAGAUAAAUUCCAUAUUGUAAAAAUGUUUACAAUAUUACACAAACCUUUUUGCACUAUUCUGCUUGCCAGUUCUUUAUUAUUCAGGGUACGUCAAAAGUCACUUUAAUUUGGCCAUAACAUACAAUUCGUUCAAGAAAUUUUAAUGAAUUUCUGUAGAAUCUGUAGAAUGUGCGUUUCCAAUAUGGCUUCAAAUUGUGUUUUAAUAUCAUAUUUUUCACUCUGAAAAAUGUCACUUUGUCUGACAUUUUCUCUACUAUUUGUUCAUAAAAAACCUAGGGUAGGGUGGGACCUGGAGACCACUUCUUAGUAUAUUUUCAUCUUUAUAUGGAAAUGAUCCAGAGCUUAGAAUGGUUCGAUCAGAAUUGACACACUUAGUAAAGAUAUUUAAAUAAUUGGCGUUAAUAAUUACGAAGUUAAUUGUCAAAUACUGACAAAGAACGCGGUUAUAAUAAUUAUGAAUUUACAGUUUGCACUUUUAUUUGAUGGUGUGAAACGAGUUACAAUGUGUAUUCACUUCCGUAUUAAUUUUCAAAGUGCACGGCUUUAUACUUCUACGAACGGAUAUUUACAUUGCAUUGUUCGCGAUAUUCUUUUUCGCGAAUUUUGAUUAUGGCUGACAAUAAAACAAAUUGGAAGUGUUUGACGAUAAAAGAACCUGUCACGUGUAUUAAAUUUUAGGAAAACGUUGGUACUGCAAGAAGAACUGUGGACGGACUCAAAUUAAUUUCUUGCCUAUGCUGACAAUUCAAAUCCAAACAUUAAAAGAAAAUUAAGGAAUUCAUUAACUUGUGUAUUCAUGGCUUUUGAUUCACAGAGUGACAUGCUUGGCAUGAUUAUGUCCUCUCAAUGUAAAUGCACUUUAAAUUAGACAGAAGUGACGCAAAUGAAAAUGACGGAAUACUUUAAACAUUGAACUUAAAAAUGUACAUGUAGUUGUGUGAACUCAUUUUAGUUAUGCCCCCCUUCGAAGAAGAGGGGUAUAUUGCUUUGCACAGGCAUGUCGGUCGGUCGGUCGGUCGGUAGACCAAAGCUUGUCCGAGUGAUAACUGAACAAUUCCUGGACGUAUGGUCAUCAAACUUCACAUGAAAGUUGGGCCUGACCAGUAGAUGACCCCUAUUGAUUUUGGGGGUCAAAGGUCAAGGUCACAAUGACCUUUAAUGGUAAAAUAAUUUUAAAGCUUGUCCGAGUGAUAACUCAACAAUGCCUGCACCCAUGGCCCUCAAACUUGACAUGGAGGUUGGGCCUGACUAGUAGAUGACCCCUAUUGUUUUUGGGGGUCAUCAGGCCAAAGGUCAAGGUCACAGUGACCUUGAAAGCAAACUUGACAAUUCUUGGACCUAUGGUCAUCAAACUUGACAUGGAGGUUGGGCCUGACCAGUAGAUGACCCCUAUUGAUUUUAGGGGUCAAAGGUCAAGGUCACAGUGACCUUGAAAGCAUACUUGACAAUUCUUGGACCUAUGGUCAUCAAACUUGACAUGAAGGUUGGGCCUGCCCAGUAGAUGACCCUUAUCAACUUUGGGGGUCAUCAGGCCAAGGUCAAUGUCACAGUAACCUUUAACGCAAAAAAGUUAACAAAUCUUCCCCCACUGAUAUCUCAACAAUGCCUGAACCUAUGAUCAUUAAACUUGACAUGAAUGUUAAGCCUGGCCAGUAGAUCACCCUUAUUGAUUUUAGGAUUCAUAGAGCCAAAGGUCAAGGUCACAGUGAUCUUGAAUGGUAAAAGGUUGUCCAAGUGAUAACUCAACAAUGCCUGAACCCAUGGCCUUCAAACUUGACUUGGAGUUGCAUCUGACUUGUAGAUGACCCCUUAUGAUUUAAGGAGUCAUCGGGUCAAAGGUCAAGGUCACAGUGACCUUGAACGAAAAAAACUUGUCUUGUGAUAACUUGACAAUGCCUGCACCCAUGGCCCUCAAACUUGACAUUUAGGUUUCUGGUGACCAGCUGAUGACUCUGGAUUUUGAGUUCAUAGAGUCAAAGGUCAUAACACACUUUAUCCUCACACUUUAAUGGUCAUAAUCUUAAAACAGCAACAAAUCAGCUGUCAUUUCGGUCCAUGCAUAUUUCAUUCAAUUGUCCAUAUAAUCCGGACAACAUGGCGCUCAGGGGGGCAUAAUGUUUGACAAACGUCUCUUGUUUUUUAUGUUUUUGCUAUGUAUUAAUUUUUAUCUAUUGCAUUCUAUUUGUAAAUUUGCAAUAAUGUUUGUUUUCUACAUUUAUAUUUAGUAUUCAACUAUCUUUAAUGAUACUGAUACUGGUAUAUAAUCGGCCUCUGUUUGAACAAAGCCAAAGUGUCAGGAAAGUUCAACCUGGACUAAGUGGCCACCUGUAGUAAGCAGCCACUUUUACCUUUUCCCAAAGGUGGCCACUUAAUACAGGUUUGACUGUACAACUGUUUCAUGAUUUGUUAGGCGUUAUUAAUCCAUGUUUGUCAUAUAAAACAUAAAUUGUUUAUGUUUUGUGCUUCAUUUUAUGUUUAAAAUUUGUAUUCUGAUUGUUGUUGACAAACUGCAAUGCAAGUGUAAUAUUGAAAACAUGAAAUUCCAUGCCACUGUAUGCUUUUGUUAUCUUACUAUACUUGUGUUAUGUGUUACAUAAUUUUAAGAGAUAAAUCUACAUAAACCAUAAAUA
Mya arenaria is the source of this 9391-nucleotide messenger RNA. RefSeq names its product putative inhibitor of apoptosis. Gene Ontology annotation, cellular component: cytoplasm; nucleus. Bases 489 to 2369 code for a protein of 626 amino acids. The record is from RefSeq and is a predicted model, not a curated record. The transcript is spliced from 7 exons. Lineage: Eukaryota; Metazoa; Mollusca; Bivalvia; Myida; Myidae. Gene Ontology annotation, biological process: regulation of cell cycle; negative regulation of apoptotic process; positive regulation of protein ubiquitination. Gene Ontology annotation, molecular function: ubiquitin protein ligase activity; cysteine-type endopeptidase inhibitor activity involved in apoptotic process.